AUUCAUUUACCAAGUCAAGUUGGUUUAGAUGACAAGCUAUGCCAGCCAUGUUCUUUCUCAAGUGAGUUAGCAAAUAAGCUGUACAUUUGGCGAACACGCAAAGCAACAGCGUGCACAAGGACCACUACAUAUCAAGACAGCCAUCCGUGUCCCACAUGGGAAAAAUUAACCUUACAGCCAGGGUGGUACGAGGAAAUCCUAUAGCAGCCCGGAAAAAACUGAUGUGAGAACAAUAACAGGAAACAAUGGCCCGGAUCCAAAUUCUUUUAGACUGCAUUGUGUUUGCAAUAAUAACGCAUCCCGUCGAUUCUUCUGGUAAAUUAAGCAUCACUCUAAUCGACUACAAGAAUCCAGGCAGCCUUCUGUAUAACGGCGAGUGCUGCGAUACGCUAAACUUUUGCACAUGGAACCAGUGCGAUAAUCUUUUCAAGUUCUGUCUGACUGCUGUCAACUCGGACCUGGAGUGCUCACUGGGCAGCGGUACCACUAAAACCCUCGGAGACGACGACUUCCGGUUUUCUGGUAGCGGCGCGGAUCUUGGUGGUGGGCUGAGGAAUCCGCUGGUCUAUGGGUUUCAAGGAUGGAAGGGUGCAACUCUUGUAGUCGAAGUUUGGGACGAGGAUGGGAGCAACAUCGCAGGCAAGCUUCCGGAUUUCGUCGACAAGUACACCCUAGCAAUCAAUAGUCAUCCCGACCGCGACCAAACCGCGUCCACGUUCGCAACCCAUAGACUAUGCGGUAAGCGGUCAUGUAUGAACGUCCACGUGCUACUCUACUGCGACCAGAAUUACCUUAUCCCACAAUGCACCGAGUACUGCGUGUCACGUGACUCCGACCUCGAAGGGCAUUACGUGUGUGAUUACGUCCAGGGGCGCAAAGUGUGUCGGGAAGGGUGGUAUGAUGCUGUAUCGAACUGUACGAAGAAGAAAAAGGAGUGCACCCCCCGGAAUGACACGGGGGGGCACUUUGGGUGUGAUCCGGAGAGUGGGGAGAAGCUUUGUCUUGAAGGAUGGACUGGAUCCAACUGUACUCAAGUUUUACUUCCAUCCUCAAUGAUACCUAUCAAAGCAACGCCCGCAAGCACUACAUCCGUUCAUCAGUUACCAACAUCUACGCAUGCGUAUGCUGCGACCUCAGACGCUAUGUUACUACAAACACCAUCGUCCUCGACGUCGCAUCUAUCUCCAUCAGCACCGACCACUGCUACGUCAUUAAGUUCGUCAUUCAGUUUAACUAAUAUUGACUCUACUAUAUACAGAACCAUCAAAACACAUGAAAAAGAGUUGUUCACAAGUGUUAUAAGGACUUCAGUGGCACUACCCUGGAUUCAUUCGACGCAUUCGCCACAGUCGUCUAUUGUGAAGGCAACGGAAUACUUACCAACGUCAGUCAUCGAUUUGAAGUCAAGCCCAUUCCUCCCUUCGACAUCGACUUUCGACCAAGCAAAGACAUCGUUGGUAGAUGUCACAACAAGCUCAUGUGUCGAAAGGACAAGUGUUUCGUCUAGUUCUUUAUACACGGAAUCGGUGUCGACAGUCCUGGUGUCGAAAUUGGCGACACCGACACCACGUCUUGUUACCCCGACAACGAAAUGGACCGACAGUGUAGUGAUAGAACUGACGCCCGCAAGUAACUGGACAAACGCAACCGAGGAAAGUCUGAAGAAAGUGAUUACUGAUCACCUGAUCAAAUAUUGUCGACUAAGCCCGCAAGACUGCGGAACUAACAGCUCCACCCUUAUCAACACUACUGAUAUACAAGUAAUUUCACGCAUCUCAUCCGAAGGUGUCACCAUUUCCAUGACUGGAAAGAUCCCUGUUGUGGGUGGAGGUGUGGUUUCCAUUCCUUCAGUCGUGAUUAAAACUGUCGUCGAAAACAACAAAGAUCUCAUACAAAAAGAACUAGGAAUAACAAUCAAAUCCGAUUCAAGUUCAACAAUAAGCGAAAGCGUAACACAACACGUGACCACUCGACUGCCAAUCAGCACUGUCGCCUCCGCCCAUGUAACCUCAAUUCCACCAAUCAGUGAAGAGCCUACUCAUCACGUGCCGGCAUUGAAUAGCCCGGUUCCAGUCUUCCUCAUCGUGCUGGCUGGGAUGGUCGUUCUUCUUGUUGUGGCUGGUAUCGCGUGCUACCUUAUAAAACGAAAGAAAAAGUUUCAGCGAAUUCAUAUCUCGCCUCGUUCACCCAAACACAAGCGACUGCGUGACAGCCGAAUCCCAGGCACUUCUGUAACUGUAACGCAACUCGGGCCUGAUAUUGACGAUGGCAACUUUGCCGUGAAUCCACUCUUCUCGUCAUACACAAUAGCAUCGGACAACACAGGGAAGGACAAUGACAGCAACAAUAACGAGGAUACCAGAAAAACAAGUGAAAUCAUCGUAAAGAAAAAUACAAAGAAUUUUAGUAAACGUGGAACAAGCAAUGUCACUGGUAAAAAUAAGAUUAAACGCAUCAAAGUUACAUCACGUGACUCUACGCAACCUCGCCUUGGGAACAAGCCGUCAAUCCCAGACCCAACUAUAGCAAUGGUUCCCCUAGAAACCAAGACAAGAAAACCGUCACGUGAUCCUACGCAACCUCGCCUUGGCAACAAGCCGCCAGUCCCAGACCCAGCUAUACCAAUGGUUCCCCUAGCAACCAAGACAAGAAAACCGUCCCGUGAUCCUACGCAACGUCAUCAUGGCUUCAAAGAUGCAAAGGAGCCAGCUCGCACCAAGCCCCAAGCCAAGCCAGCGAACGCAAAAGGACUGGGUUCCAGCGAAUAUCGAAAUGGGAAUAGGAAAGUGCCCCCAAAGGCAACCCAAAACAGAAAGCUUGGUAACAAAGACAGUUACACUGUUUUGAUAUCCGACGUUGAUGUUUCGUGCUAGCGCCCAGUCCAUGCUCCUUAUGCAGCUGUCAAUAGAUACUUGAACAUACGUAGAGACAUACACCACCACCACCUGCCCCAUAAUUCCAUGCGCUACCAUAGCAUGUACGUACUAUGUAACACCAUGCAUAUUCCACGCGUUACCAUAGCAUGUACGUACUAUGUAACACCAUGCAUAUUCCACGCGUUACCAUAGCAUGUACGUACUAUGUAACACCAUGCAUAUUCCACGCGUUACCAUAGCAUGUACGUACUAUGUAACACCAUGCAUAUUCCAUGCGUUACCAUAGCAUGUACGUACUAUGUAACACCAUGCAUAUUCCACGCGUUACCAUAGCAUGUACGUACUAUGUAACACCAUGCAUAUUCCACGCGUUACUAUAGCAUGUACGUACUAUGUAACACCAUGCAUAUUCCACGCGUUACCAUAGCAUGUACGUACUAUGGAACACCAUGCAUAUUCCACGCGUUACCAUAGCAUGUACGUACUAUGUAAUACCAUGCAUAUUCCACGCGUUACCAUAGCAUGUACGUACUAUGUAACACCAUGCAUAUUCCACGCGUUACCAUAGCAUGUACGUACUAUGUCACACCAUGCAUAUUCCAUGCGUUACCAUAGCAUGUACGUACUAUGUAACACCAUUCAUAUUCCACGCGUUACCAUAGCAUGUACGUACUAUGUAACACCAUGCAUAUUCGACGCGUUACCAUAGCAUUUACGUACUAUGUAGAACCAUGCAUAUUCCACGCGUUACCAUAGCAUGUACGUACUAUGUAGAACCAUGCAUAUUCCAUGCGUUACCAUAGCAUUUACGUACUAUGUAGAACCAUGCAUAUUCCACGCGUUACCAUAGCAUGUACGUACUAUGUGGAACCAUGCAUAUUCCAUGCGUUACCAUAGCAUUUACGUACUAUGUAGAACCAUGCAUAUUCCAUGCGUUACCAUAGCAUUUACGUACUAUGUAGAACCAUGCAUAUUCCACGCGUUACCAUAGCAUGUACGUACUAUGUAACACCAUGCAUAUCCCACGCGUUACCAUAGCAUUUACGUACUAUGUAGCACCAUGCAUAUCAAUUGUAUGAAGGCCCCGGGGGGGGGGGGG
Molecule: messenger RNA, 3975 nt
Organism: Nematostella vectensis (starlet sea anemone)
Lineage: Eukaryota; Metazoa; Cnidaria; Anthozoa; Actiniaria; Edwardsiidae
Product: mucin-5AC
Exons: 9
Coding region: 246-2873 (875 amino acids)
Biological process (GO): cell communication; multicellular organism development; Notch signaling pathway
Cellular component (GO): membrane
Source: RefSeq, a predicted model, not a curated record